UUUUCCCGCCGUUCGCAGAGAUCCUGGAGGAGGUGAUGAAGGAGGACGGCUUCCAGCCCGACGCCGCUCCCGACGCUCCCCGGGCCCUUCCCCGCCUGGUCCCGCGCGGUUCCGACCCCGCGGCCUCCCGGGAGCCGCCGCUGGCCCGGAGCCUCCGCGGGCUCUCGCUGGCCCCGGGGCCCCGCUGGCCGCAGGAGCGGCUGGAAAAGCUGGAAAAGUUGGAAAAGUUGGAAAAGUUGGAGAAGGCGGGAAAGCCGCGCCUGGUGAUCACGGAGCAGCCGAAGCAGCGCGGGAUGCGGUUCCGGUACGAGUGCGAGGGGAGAUCGGCCGGGAGCAUCCUGGGCGAGAACAGCACCGAGGCCAACCGGACCCUGCCCAGCAUCGAGCUGCUGAACUGCCAGGCGCUGCCGGAGGUGGCGGUGACGGCGUGCCUGGUCUGGAAGGAUUGGCCCCACCGGGUGCACCCGCACGGCCUCGUGGGCAAGGACUGCGCCCAGGGGCUCUGCCGGGUGCUGCUGCGGCCCCAGAGCAACCCCCGCCACAGUUUCAGCAACCUGGGCAUCCAGUGUGUGAAGAAGAAGGAAAUCGAGGCCGCCAUCGAGAAGAAGCUGCAGCUGGGCAUCGACCCCUUCAAAGCGGGCUCCCUGCGGAACCACCAGGAGGUCGAUCUCAACGUGGUCCGGAUUUGCUUCCAGGCCUCGUUCCGGGACCGCGCCGGGAUCCCCCGCAGCCUCAGCCCGGUGCUGUCCCAGCCCAUCUUCGACAAGAAAUCCACGAACACGUCGGAGCUGCGCAUCUGCCGCAUGAACAAAGAGAGCGGCCCCUGCACGGGCGGGGAGGAGCUCUACCUGCUCUGCGACAAGGUCCAGAAAGAGGACAUCGCGGUGAUUUUCCGCAAGGAGCCCUGGGAGGCGCGCGCCGAUUUCUCGCAGGCCGACGUUCACCGGCAGGUGGCGAUCGUGCUGCGCACGCCGCCCUACGCGCACCUGGAGCUGCGCGAGCCCGUGCAGGUGGAGGUGUUCCUGCAGCGCCUCACCGACAGCGUCCGCAGCGAGGGGUUCCGCUUCACCUACCUGCCCCGGGACACCGACGCGUACCGGGUGCAGGUGAAGCGCAAGCGGGGAAUGCCCGACCUGCUGGAGGAGCUCUCGGGGACAGACCCGUUCGGGAUCGAGGCCAAGAGGAGGAAGAAGCCCCCGGGGUACCUGGAGCACUUCAUCCCCCUGGGCCCCGCAGACGCCGCCUUUCCCCCGGAGCCGGAGCCCCUGGAGCCCCUCCCCCCCCUGCUGGGUCCCUUCGCCCCCCCGGCCUUGGGGCCCUUCCUGGAAUUCCCGGAAUUCCCGGAAUUCCCGCUUUUCCCGGCGCCCCCGGAGCUGCUGGCCGAGCCCCCCGCCGGGGACCCCUCCCCCAUUUCCAGCCUGGUGGGGUCCCACAUGUUCCCGGGGGGGGAGGGCUGAGCGCCCCCCAAAAACGGCCCCAAAUUCCCCAAAAUCCCCCUCGAAAUUCCCAAAAAUCCCCUGGAAAUCCUCCCCAAAAUUCCCCAAAAUCCCCCUCGAAAUUCCCCAAAAUCCCCUGGAAAUCCUCCCCAAAAUUCCCCAAAAUCCCCCUCGAAAUUCUCCAAAAAUUCCCAAACAUCCCCCUGGAAAUUCUCCCAAAAUUCCUCUCGAAAUCCUCCCCAAAAUUCCCAAAAAUCCCCCUCGAAAUUCUCCAAAAAUUCCCAAAAAUCCCCCCAAAAAUCCCUCUCGAAAUCCUCCCCAAAAUUCCCAAAAAUCCCCCCAAAAUUCCCAAAAAUUCCCCCAAAAUUCCCCAAAAUCCCUCUCGAAAUUCUCCAAAAAUUCCCAAAAAUCCCCCCGGAAAUUCUCCCAAAAUUCCCCUCGAAAUCCUCCCCAAAAUUCCCCCAAAAUUCCCAAAAAUCCCUCUUGAAAUUCUCCCAAAAUCCCCCCAAAAUCCCCUGGAAAUUCUCCCAAAAUUCCCCUCAAAAUCCUCCCCAAAAUUCCCCCAAAUCCUCCUGGAAAUUCUCCCAAAAAUCCCCCAAAAAUCCCCAAAAUUCCCCUCAAAAUCCCUUCAAAAAUUCCCCCCAAAAUUUCCUCAACUUUCCCAAAAAUCCUCCUCAAAUUCCCCCCCAAAAUUUCCAAAAAUCCCCCUGGAAAUCCCCUCAAAAUUCCCAAAAAUCUCCCUCAGAAUUCCUAAAAAUCCUCCUCAAAAUUCUCCCAAAAUUCCCAAAAAUCUCCCUCAGAAUUCCCAAAAAUCCUCCUCGAAAUUCCCCCCCAAAAUUCCCAAAAAUUCUCCCAAAAUUCUCCCAAAAAUCCCCCUCGGAAUUCUCCCAAAAUCCUUCCAAAAAUCCUCUCCAAAUUCCCAAAUAUCCCCAUCAAAAUCCCCCUCAAAAUUCCCAAAAAUUCCCUCAAAAUUCCCUCAAAAUUCCCAAAAAUCCCCCUGGAAAUUCUCCCUCAAAAUCCCCCCCAAAAUUCCCUCAAAAAUCCCUCAAAAUCCCAAAAAAAUCCCAAAAAAAUCCCCAAAAAUCCCUCAAAAUCCCUCAAAAUCCCCCCAAAAAAUCCCCAAAAUCCCAAAAUUCUUGGAAUUCCCGGAAUUUCAGAAAUUGGGGCCCGGGCCUGCCUGAACCCCCCGAGAAUUUUGGGAAAUUCCCAAAUUUUUUUUCCCUUUUUUGGUUUUUUUUUUGCACUAUAUUUAUAGGGGGGAGCCCCCCAGUCCCGGAUUUUGGGGAAAAUUCCUGGAAUUUGGAGGAAAUUUCUGGGAUUUUGGGAGGAAUUCUGGGAUUUGGGGUGGAAUUUCGGGGGUAAAUUCUGGGAUUUUGGGGAAACUUCCCAGAAUUUGGGGGAAAUUUCUGGGAUUUUGGGAGGAAUUCUGGGAUUUGGGGUGGAAUUUCGGGGGUAAAUUCUGGGAUUUUGGGGAAAAUUCCCGGAAUUUGGGGGAAAUUUCUGGGAUUUUGGGAGGAAUUCCGGGAUUUUGGGCAGAAUUCUUGGAUUUUGGGAGGAAUUUUGGGCAGAAUUCCUGGAUUUUGGGAGGAAUUCUUGGAUUUUGGGGGGAAUUUUGGGGAAUUUUGGGCAGAAUUCCUGGAUUUUGGGAGGAAUUCUUGGAUUUUGGGGGGAAUUUUGGAGGUAAAUUCUGGGAUUUUGGGAAAAUUCCCGGAAUUUUGGGGAAAUUUCUGAGAUUUUGGGAGGAAUUCUUGGAUUUGGGGCGGAAUUUUGGGCAGAAUUCCUGGAUUUUGGGAGGAAUUCUUGGAUUUGGGUGGAAUUUUGGGGAAUUUUGGGCAGAAUUCCUGGAUUUUGGGUGGAAUUCUGGGAUUUGGGGGGGAAUUUUGGGCAGAAUUCCUGGAUUUUGGUGGAAUUCUUGGAUUUUGGGGGGAAUUUUGGAGGUAAAUUUUGGGAUUUUGGGGAAAAUUCCCAGAAUUUGGGGGAAAUUUCUGAGAUUUUGGGAGGAAUUUUGGGAUUUGGGGUGGAAUUUUGGGCAGAAUUCCUGGAUUUUGGGAGCAAUUCUUGGAUUUUGGGUGGAAUUUCGGGCAGAAUUCCUUAAUUUUGGGAGGAAUUCUUGGAUUUUGGGUGGAAUUUCGGGGGUAAAUUCUGGGAUUUUGGGAAAAUUCCCGGAAUUUUGGGGAAAUUUCUGAGAUUUUGGGAGGAAUUCUUGGAUUUGGGGCGGAAUUUUGGGCAGAAUUUCUGGAUUUUGGGAGGAAUUCUUGGAUUUUGGGGGGAAGUUUUGGGAAUUUUGGGCAGAAUUCCUGGAUUUUGGGAGGAAUUCUUGGAUUUUGGGGGGAAUUUUGGGGCAUUUUGGGCAGAAUUCCUGGAUUUUGGGUGGAAUUCUUGAAUUUUGGGGGGAAUUUUGGGCAGAAUUCCUGGAUUUUGGGAGGAAUUCUUGGAUUUGGGGUGGAAUUUCGGGGGUAAAUUCUGGGAUUUUGGGGAAAAUUCCCGGAAUUUGGGGGAAAUUUCUGGGAUUUUGGGAGGAAUUCUGGGAUUUAGGGUGGAAUUUUGGGGGUAAAUUCUGGGAUUUUGGGGGAAAUUCCCGGAAUUUGGGGGAAAAUUCUGGGAUUUUGGGAGGAAUUCUGGGAUUUGGGGUGGAAUUUUGGGCAGAAUUCCUGGAUUUUGGUGGAAUUAUUGGAUUUUGGGUGGAAUUUUGGAGGUAAAUUCUGGGAUUUUGGGGAAAAUUCCCGGAAUUUGGGGGAAAUUUCUGAGAUUUUGGGAGGAAUUCCUGGAUUUUUGGGGGGAAUUUUUGGGAAUUUUGGGCAGAAUUCCCGGAUUUUGUGUGGAAUAAAGCCAUGGAUGGACA
Molecule: messenger RNA, 4278 nt
Organism: Haemorhous mexicanus (house finch)
Lineage: Eukaryota; Metazoa; Chordata; Aves; Passeriformes; Fringillidae
Gene: RELB
Product: RELB proto-oncogene, NF-kB subunit
Exons: 9
Coding region: 36-1457 (473 amino acids)
Biological process (GO): response to cytokine; canonical NF-kappaB signal transduction; non-canonical NF-kappaB signal transduction
Cellular component (GO): cytoplasm
Molecular function (GO): RNA polymerase II cis-regulatory region sequence-specific DNA binding; DNA-binding transcription factor activity, RNA polymerase II-specific
Source: RefSeq, a predicted model, not a curated record